UAAUGAAAAUGAGUCAGAAGCAAGUAAACCGUAAGGAAAAAGAGAAAGUAAGGCUGGGAAGGAAAGAGUGAAGGAAGUAGAGGAUAAGUUAGUAACUGAAGAAGAUUGAGAAGGCAGUGAAAGCAGGAGAAUAACCAAUUAUGUCCAACUCCAAUGCUAUAGCUAACGGAGUGGCAGGAGCUGGCGCUGGAAUCAUUGCUCAGAUACUCACUUAUCCACUUCAGACGGUGAAUACGCGUCAACAAACGGAAAGAAUCGCCAAGUCCAAACCCAAACCCCCCACUGCGGCUGCUGGUACGCUUCUUCAGAUCCUCCAUGUGCUACAAACCGAAGGCUGGGGAGGACUUUACUCUGGUCUUAAGCCUUCUUUAUUUGGAACUGCUGCUUCGCAGGGCAUUUACUACUACUUUUAUCAGCUAUUCAAAAAUAAGGCUGAGGCUAUUGCUGUUGUCCGUAAGCACAAGGGACGUGGGGAUGGCACCCUUGGCAUCUUUUCUUGGCUUGUUGUAGCAGCUCUUGCAGGGUCCUUGAAUGUAUUGCUGACAAACCCAAUAUGGGUUCUUGUGACCCGUAUGCAGACUCAUACUCAAGCAGAAAGAAAAAUUAUGGAGUCCAAAAAGGAAGCUCUAUUAAAGGAGGCUUCUGAAAACGGCUUAAUAGGUUCAACACUGCAAGAAAAAUUGGAUGAGCUUGAGUCAACAAAGCCUCAUCCUUAUGGAACCAUUCAUGCGGCCCGUGAAGUUUAUACCGAAGCAGGAAUUAGAGGAUUCUGGAAAGGCAUCAUACCUACACUCAUUAUGGUCUGUAAUCCCUCAAUCCAGUUCAUGAUAUAUGAGACCUCAUUAAAGCGUCUGAAGGAAAAACGUUCUGCUAAUAAGCAUGGAUUAAAAAAUGUAUCAGCUUUGGAGGUGUUUUUAUUAGGAGCCUUGGCAAAACUUGGGGCAACUGUUACAACAUACCCACUGCUGGUCGUCAAGUCUCGGCUUCAAGCAAAACAGGAGAUUGGUGGGAAUAUAUCACUAAGAUAUUCAGGUACAGUAGAUGCAAUAAUUAAAAUGAUGAAGUAUGAGGGAUUGCCUGGCUUUUACAAGGGAAUGAGCACAAAGAUAGUACAGAGUGUUUUUGCUGCUUCUGUACUUUUCAUGUUCAAGGAGGAGAUUGUGAAAGCUUACAUAUUCCUUGUUCAUAGGAUCGGGAAAGCAAAAGUCCCAUUGAACUGAAUGUGAAAAAUUUAUUCUGUAAAGGCAGGUAAUGCUAUGUUACAGGUAAUGAAGUUCAAAGCUCUAGAGAUGGUGAAAAUUUCAAGCAAUUUAAGCUUAACAUUAAGAGAUGAAAUGAUCAAUUUAAGCAUGAUAACAAAAUUGGUUAUAAGGGUGUCUGUGUAGAGUAGCAGGACACAUAGGCUUUGAGGUUGUGAAAGUUUAGAUGAAUAUAUAGGAGUGAGAUAUUUGGCAGCAAUUAGAAAACAUUACAAAGCUCUUCCCUUCCCGAAUUACCUUGUGCCUUUUAUGUACAGCUGGUUUAAUGGCUUUGCUUAUUGCAACUGCA
Messenger RNA from Gossypium raimondii (Peruvian cotton), 1548 nucleotides. RefSeq names its product peroxisomal nicotinamide adenine dinucleotide carrier. Gene Ontology annotation, biological process: nucleotide transport; transmembrane transport. The transcript is spliced from 12 exons. NCBI's taxonomy places the organism in Eukaryota, Viridiplantae, Streptophyta, Magnoliopsida, Malvales, Malvaceae. The coding region runs from base 141 to 1220 and encodes 359 amino acids. The record is from RefSeq and is a predicted model, not a curated record.